CUGAAGAAUCGGUGACGCGUUUCAUCGCCUGAUCAGCCGCAAGCCGCUGUAAACGAUUAUGUCGCCGCGCAUCAAUAAAGGAGCGGGAUAUUAGUGGAGGAACGGUCGCAUCCUCCGACACAUCCUCAGACAUUUUGCUUUUGCGCUCCUAUUCCGUAUGGAUUUGUGAUGGCAGAGAUCAUGGAUUGAUGCUCAUUUUUUCCGCGGCAUUGGGAGACUAUAGACACACACACGCGCGCGCACACACACACACGGAGGUGAGUCGGUACUCGGUGUGCGGUGAAUGUGUCGUUGGCGCGGCAAGAAUUAUUGCACGUUUCCACCCGCUCCGUCCGCGCGACACCAGGUAAGCGGACAGAGACGGGCCACGAGGGACACGACAGGGGAACAGUUUGCCACCGGAUGCAUUAAUAAACCCCGAGCUUUGUCACUCAGGAAGUGGAUUUUAAUGGUUUUACUUUGAGCGGACAUCGAUCGUGCAUCGCAGCGUGUCGCGUUCGUUUCUUCCUGCGUUGAGCGAUACGGAGGCAUUGCUGCCGAUAAGCGCGCUCACUACUACACCACUGCAUUUUUUGGGGCAAAGAUAGACUGCGGAUACUUGCUAUAUAUGGCUGUGUAGCUUCCAUGGACGAGGGCCAAUCCACUAAUUUCGUUGCAUUUCUCUCACAAUGCGCUUCAUCCGAAUGAUGCACUGGGGAGAUUUUUAGCCCAGAGUAAUUUGGCCGUUCCGCUAUCCGCCGUCUCCUCUCCAAUUGCAAGAUUCUCAAGAGGGGAAAAAAACCCAGCAGCGCAUCCCCGAUGGCAUGGACACUUCCGCAGGGUCUGCCGCGCCGCCGUGCUACCGGAGCCCGUUCGCAGCCCGCCCGAGCCCGCGCCGAGCCAAAGCAGGCGGCAUGAGGCUCGAGCCGGUGCCCUUCUCCAUGCUGGUCAUCGGGGUCGCGUUCGCGUGCCACUCCCCGAGCCCAAGCUCGCUGCGGGAGCGCGCGCGCCACUCCGCCGUGGUGAUCGAGGGCCGCGUGCAGUCGGCGCCGCACAACGCUUCGGGCGCCGAGCCCUACCGGGUGGACGUCAAGGUGCUCGACGUGUGGCCGCGGCACAGCGGCGGCCUGGAGCGCGAGCAGCUCGUCACCGUGCGCGAGCUGGGCCCGACGAGCGGGCCGUGCGCGCGCGUGCUCAACGACCACCGCUAUAUCUUCUUUAUGGACCCCACCGACGAGCCCCUGGUGUUCAGGGCGUCGUACGCGCCCCUCGAAGCCAGCGGCAAGGAUCUGAAAAAAGACGUCGGGAAGAUCUUGUGCGAGGACUGCGGAGCUCCUACAAUAAAGCCUUUGCGGAGCCCUGUGGUGGUAACGGAAGGUGCUCGCAUAACAGUGAAGUGUGAGGCCUCGGGUAAACCGCCACUGUCCUAUAAGUGGUACAAAGAUGGCACUAUUCUGAAAAAGAGCAAACAAGUCAGGAUCAAAGACAGGAAGAAAAACUCCAAGGUCCAGAUUUCUAGUGCUCGGCUGCAGGACUCUGGGAAUUACAUGUGUGUAGUGGAGAAUGACAGUGGGAGUAGCAACAGCACAAGCACCGUUCACGUCCAAAGCAUAACCACAGCGUUACCUCCGGGCUCGGGCCACGAAAGAAGAUGCAACGAGACAGAGAAGGGAUACUGUGUGAACAACGGCGAGUGUUACUUCAUCCACGGUAUAAAUCAGCUCUCCUGCAAGUGUCCAAAUGACUUUACUGGCGAUCGCUGUCAAACCUACGUUAUGGCCAGUUUCUACCAGUCUCUUGGAAUUGAAUUUAUGGAGGCAGAGGAGCUCUAUCAGAAGAGAGUCCUGACAAUCACAGGCAUUUGCGUGGCUCUGUUGGUGGUGGGCAUUGUGUGCGUGGUGGCCUACUGCAAAACCAACCUCCCCCCUAGGAAACAGAGGAAGAAGAUGCACAAUCACCUGAGGCAGAACAUGUGUCUGGAUCACCCUAAUCGCAGCCUGGCCAACGGGCCCAACCACCCAGGCCCUGGCCCUGAGGAGAUUCCCAUGGUGGAUUAUAUCUCAAAGAAUGUCCCAGCCACCGAGAGAGUAAUGAGAAGUGGAGCGGAGGAGUCGUUUGCCGGCAGCCAUCAUUCUUCCAGAUCCCAAAAUUCCUCCACUCGAGCCCACUCCUCCACAAACAGACAUGACGAGAAGACGUGGAGCUUGGAGCGGACGGACAGCGUACUGUCGGACUGUCCCUCAGGCAUGCUUUCUUCCUCUGUGGGCACCAGUAAGUGCAGCAGUCCAGCAUGUAUGGAGGCACGAGCGCGACGAGCCGGUCACUGCAGCUUCCCCGAGUCUCGCCGGCCACCAGUGCGCUACGGAGACUCCUUUGACUCACUCGACUCACCACACAGCGACAGGUACGUGUCAGCCUUGACCACGCCAGCGCGCUUGUCUCCAGUGGACUUCCAUUAUUCACUGCCUCCACAGGUGCCUACCUUCCAGAUCACGUCUCCCAACGCCAACCACGCCAUGUCUCUGCCGCCUGCCGCCCGCUCUCCCUGCCCACCCGAGGAGGACCAGCCGCUGCUUCGCUGCUACCAGCUGCCUCUGCACGAGGCCCAGCGCCACGAGACCUACAAGCAGCGAAUACAACAGCAGCGGGCACGCUCCUACCUGCAGGACAGCGCAGGCAGCCUGCCCUCCAGUCUGUACCGGCUGGCCCAGGACGACGAUGAGUAUGAAAGCACGCAGGAGUACCCGCUCUCACUGGAGCAACCAAAGAAAAGCAGCGGACGCUGGCACAGGUCCAGACUGAAUGGGCACGUGGCACCGCAGGGCUACAGGCCGACCCGGGACUUGGGCUCGCGCAGCUGCCUGUCAGGCAGUGAAUCGGAGGAGGGCGAGGAGGGUGAGAGCACGCCCUUCCUCAGCAUGCAGAACAUUAACACACCCGAGCCCUCAGCCAUCUACAGGCCUGUGCCUCCCACACACGUACGGACUUCCCGCACACAAAGCAGACACACGCAGCAGCAGCAGCAGCAGCAGCAGCAGCACGCACGCUCCAAACCGGACAGCGCUGCUCACUAAUGACACAGUCCACCUACCCACUCCGCAAAAUCUGUAUACCUAUAGACCUGCACCUAUAAAAAAAUAUUUUUUAUUUUAUAUAACUAACAGAUAUUCUAAACAAAUAUUUAUUUUCAUUUUAGCAAAAAAAGUUGUCUACUAGUUAACAGCAAAGACUUUUUUUUAUAGGGAAAACUCUAUUUAUAUGUACAUUUUGAUUUACAGCAUAAAAGAGACGUGCCGAUUUUUUCACAACUUAAAGAAAUAGAAAUAAUAUUGUGGUGCCUUUUGCUGUAUGCCGAUGCCAGAGGGCCAGUGGAGUUUUUGUAGCCUUUCUUAUAAGGACGCCUCAUUUUUUAUACGCACUCUUUCGUUGUCUCUUUUUUGCCCUUUUGUUUUCCUUAUCCUUGUGUUCAUUCAGGGGCCGCCCCAACCAUUUGAGCAGUGACAUUUCCUUCCCCCUUUUACAUCAUGCAAUAUAAACCGCUCUUAAGGUGUAUGUUUACAAGAAUAUAAUUCACAUGUUUAAUGAUUAUGUUGCUUUCCUAACAGGAACUUAAUGACAAAUGCAACUGGGACAGGGGGCUUAUUUUUUUUUUCUCCAAUGAAAUGGAAGGAAAGUAUGAGGUGUGCAUUCAGAUGUCCGACUGAGUGUGUGUAUAAGUGCUCCACAACGAUGUGAAGUGUGCGAGCAGAAGGAGGGAGAUGUCUAAUUUUCCAGACUAGUGUCCAUUUAUCAGAGUUCUCACUACUAAAUCAAGGGCCACAAGCUUGUUAUGAUCCAAGAGGCAGAAACUUGUCUAUCUGUAGCAGAUGUGGGGGUUUUGUUGAUGGCUUAGUAAUUGGAGAGCCUCCACACUCCAAUCCUCUCUUCCCAAACAGUCCUGUUCCACUCUCUCUCGUUCUGUCCAUCCUGUCUUCUAGUCAGGCUGAUACAGAGACAUUUAACGAAUCCAUUGAUGAAUUUCAGAUGUAAUGGCCAAAACAGAACAUCACACAUUUCUUCCAUUAAGAGAAACAUGAAAAAUAGGAAAAUAUUAUUCAUAAGGUCUUUCUUUUUUUUUUUUUUUUUUAAAUGAAAGAGAGAGAGGUGAACAGCCACGUAGUGUCUCAGGACAACCCCUCCUCACCCUUCUUUUCUUCCAUCACAGGACUGAAGUAGAAGGAGAGCCCUCACAGGUUUAUGAAUGUAUAAGCUCCCUCUUCCAUCCCCAUACAUGCUGGGAAUCUUAUCACAACGGACAACACAUGCAGACACACACACACACACACACACACACACACACACACACACGACAAGACAAAUAGCUGUGAAACUUCCUUGGGGCCAUAAAAAUAUGCCAAAAUAUGCAAGCUUUAUAUUUUAACAUUUGUUUUCUAAACGAAAACCAUAGUGCAUUGUGUGAAAACUGUGACGCUUGAUUUGAGUUUGGUGUGCUUGAGUUGAGCUCCCCGUAAAUUCGAAAUCAAAUCAGACCACCAAAACCAUAACACAUGACACAUGACGCCCAUCUCCGAGUCCAGACAAGACCAAACCGGACAAUCUCUGUGAGUCCGUCUUCAAGGACGUUCAAACCUUCGAUCAUCUUAUAGAAGUCCCUAAACACCUACCCGUGCUACAAUUGGCCACGAUGUCUACGGAAAGUAAAUACGAAGGGUCUGAUGUCAAAUGUGAAGGAACACAUCAUUGCAAUAGUUAAUUCAGGAAAUCCAGAAAAGGGAGGAAUUUCAUGAUGACUAAGGAGUUGUGAUUAGAUAAGCAAAAGGAGAAAAAACUAGAUCCUUCAAUGUUUCUCUUGCUCUAUUGUGGUUGCACAAAGAAAUAGAGAUAUCACUGAACAUAUAUAUUUAUAUAUAAAAUCCAAUGUUUUCUUGCACAUCGAUGACCCGAGUUUGUCUUCUGUUUAAUCCCUGCCCUGGCGUUAUGGAUCCUGUUUGUAUGUUUGAGAAAUGCAAAACCAGACAGUACUUCUCUAGUUAGUUUUAAAUGUGAUAUCCCUGUCCUCUUCUGAUAUCCCUCCUCCGAAAAGCCCCACUAGACUCUGACAGUUCCGUUCCUAGCGUUUCUUUCUUUUGCGUUUCCUCCUCGCUUGAGAAGUAUGAACACCUCUCCUCUGCAUGUCCUUGUGGUCAAGGUUAAAUGGGUGCAUGGUUAAAAAAAAAAAAAGCAGCAGAUAAUUUUAUUUCCCUCCAAGUCAGUGAAAGUGUGUUUCAUUUAAUAUUCAGCAAUAAAAGAAAAAAAUAAUCUUCCCCACCCCACACCAAUCCCCCCAUGUCAAUUCUUGGAAUAUGCUAGAAAAAAAGAGAAAUACAUGCCAGGUUGUCUUAGAUUGUAAAAAAAAUAAAUAAAUAAAAAUUGAAUCCACGUCUUCACAUUGAAAAAAAAAAUAAAUCCUUCGUAUCAUUUCAACUUGUGCGCAUAUAUGUGCAAGCCUUUCCGUGUGUGAUUUGUCCGUGCGGACUGUUUGUGGGUUUACAGUUCAGCAGUGUACUGUGGUUGAAAAUUGAGUGUGUGGUUGGAUUAUUAUUUCCAUUAAAAAAAUACAAUUUAUACCUCCAG
Molecule: messenger RNA, 5592 nt
Organism: Silurus meridionalis
Lineage: Eukaryota; Metazoa; Chordata; Actinopteri; Siluriformes; Siluridae
Gene: nrg2a
Product: neuregulin 2a
Exons: 11
Coding region: 804-3053 (749 amino acids)
Biological process (GO): animal organ development; intracellular signal transduction; nervous system development
Molecular function (GO): signaling receptor binding
Source: RefSeq, a predicted model, not a curated record